CUUUACAUAAUUUUACGAAUGGUGGAUGGGCACUCGAAUUUUUAACAAUACCAUCGUCAAGUAACAAUGGUUACCCCGACGCAGUGCGUCCAAGCGUUGCGUCUGUCCCCUCUCUCAAGUUGAAGCCCCCGUAUAAAACCAUAAGAAACUUUCGCUGGAUUUUUAAUCAAUGAAGUCAAUAUAAUGUCUUGAGUGAUAACUUGGAGUAACUUGAGGACUCGAGAUUUUUUCAACCUUUGUUUUUGGUGCGAACGGCAGCUGAGUUCAAGAUGAUUUUGGCUGGAGUUUUUUUGUGCUUUUUGGAACUGACUGGUGCACAGGAAGUGGAUAAGAAUCAAACAACGCUUGUUACACCCGAAUACAUCCUCCCCUGCUACAAAUCCGACCCCGAAAUCAACAAAUGUCUACGGAAUACUUUCAACCAUUUAAGGCCUUAUCUGAAAACCGGCAUCAGUGAUAUAGAAGUACCUAGCAUCGAUCCUCUAAAAAUCAACACACUGAUUAUGGAAAAUGGAAGAGGGCCUCUCAGGGUGAAAGCUUCCUUCUACAACAUCACCACUACUGGGGCCAGCAAUUAUUCUAUCGGACAAAUAAAGACUGACUUGGACAAGUACAUAAUCGAAUUAGGAGUUGUUCUACCAAGGAUCGAAAUCAGAGGAAAAUAUGACGUCAAUGGCAAUGUGCUUUUGUUUCCUGUAAGGUCAAAAGGAGACUUCUGGGCUAUAUUCUUGGAUGUUGAUGGUGCAGCAAAAAUACACGGCAAAGAAUACAAAAAUGAAGAAGGUGUUCGAUUCAUGAGGAUAGAUAAAUUAUUCAUCGACUUCAAGUUAAAGAGAAGCAGAUUUAGGAUAAGGGAUGUCAUCAAUCAUGGAAAUUUAUUAGGUGAGGCAAUGAACCAAUUCCUAAACAACAACUCCGAGGAGAUCAUCAGAGAAAUGAAACCGGCAGCGACCGCUUCGAUAGCCAGGCACUUCAAGGGCUUCUUGAACGCUGCGUUUGUAAAACUGCCGCUGCAAUUGUGGCUACCAGACGCUUAAAACAUGGACGAACCCAUCGUGCACCACAACUCGGCGGGUCAAGGUUCACAACAUAAAAUCCAAGAUCAGCUGCGGAGCUUGUUGUUGGGUUUCUGCUUUACACCAACGUCUGACUAUAAUACUCCGUAUGUAAUAAGGAUGUCACAAUCCCUUAUCUUUGGAGCAAAUCAGCCAGUUGGUGCAAAAAGGGUAACUGUAUCGUUGUUACCCAGUAUUAAACAAGUUAAGUUAGUGAAAUCAACGAAAUGGAGAAAAUAAUGUUUCCCGAUUUUGAGAAAAGGGACUGCAAAACAUUUUUUCUCUCGUAGUCAAUAGUUAAUCGACCCCUUUCCCUCCUCAAAAAUAGAAACUUAUCAGUUUCAGAGUUGCCUAGCUGAAUGUCAGUCACUGUUUUUCUACUUUCUCAUUAUUUCUACUCUUUUACUUGAAGUAGUAUGUCUCGUUUACGCUAAUUUGGUUUUUAAGACAUAUCAUUAUGAUAAUCAUGGUGAAAUGGGCUACACAGAACGUGCUUCAAAAAAUCUCAAAGCCGAAACUAGUGAGGGGCUGCUUCAUCAUCACGAAUAUCAGCUAUAGAAUAACCAGCCAAGCAUUUUUUAAAAUGUUCAGCGUGACAUUUUCCUGGACUCGUUACGAAUUUCUGAAAUAAUUUUUAGUAUACUUAGAUUUGCACCACCAGGUUUCUGGCUUCUUUUCAAUUGGACUCUGGGCGUAGUCUAGAGCACUGAAGCACUCGUAGCGGUCCACGUCGUUCAAAAAUUUGCUGGCAUAAGGCGCUAGUGUUUCCGUUUUUGCUGAAUUUUUUUUCUAUACAAUUCAAACAAAAGGUGUGAAAACUGUAAAUUCGUUUAAAAAUAAACUAAAAAAAUAUCUAUAAACGGAUAGGGUUUUGUUGUAUGGACAAGAUGGAAGAACCUUUAUAUACAGCGUGUCCUGCAAGGUAAUAGACAUAGUGAAAUGGUAGGUAGUAUAUUACGAAUAGAAAAUGAAAUAGUUCUAAAUUCAUUUUUUAUGGAUAUACAAGGUGAUUUUGCUAAAUAUGUUAAUAAUGUAUUUGUUUGCUACACAUUCGUUAAGUCGUCGAGGCAUUGAUUGGAUUAGGUGAUUGUUGUCUUCUUGGUGUAUUGUAUCCCAUGCCAUCUAAAUUUGGUUUCGUAGGGCCUCCAAGGGGUGAAUUUUUCAAUCUCCUUUCCAUGACCCAUACAUGUUGGAUGGGGGAAGGGUCUGGAGAUCGAGGAGGCCACUGAAGCAGAGUUACUCGGGACGCUUCUAAAAAGUCUAAACUAACACGUGCAACAUGAGGUCGUGCAUUGUCCUGCUGAAAAAGUGGAUCUUGUAAUGUUUCCGUAAAGGAAAGCAGAUGUUGUAAAGCUUCGUGGAUAUAGGGCAGUCAUUUCCUUCGCGACCUGGUGCCGUAAGCAAUGGCACCCCAUACCAUAACACCCACAGUGCAAUGAAUAUACCGUUCGAUGGAAUAUUGGACGUGUUCCGAGUUCACCACGGAUCCUCCUUACUCUUGCAACGGCCAUGGUGUGCAAAAACAGAAUCUGAAAACUUCGUUGAACACGGCUGAGUUCCAUUCCUUUUCCAUUCAAGUCUCUCUCUACUCAUCCAUACCAAUCGUUGUCGACCAUGUUGUGGGUUCAGUGUGAAAACAGUCCAAAAGACCUUAUUCGGCGAUAAACUAUCCUCAUUCUGAUUUCCCUUCCGACAACAUCAAACACUCGCAACUACCACCUUGUUGUGGAAAAUCGGUCUCACAUAACGAUGCUGUCGCUCUGUAAUCAGUCUUUCACGUCCAGUACCUCUAACUCGUCGAUUUCGGACUUCUUGGAACCACGCUCGACAACAUCUCAUUACAGUAGCUUCGUUUCGAUUCACCCGAUUAGCGAUUUCUCUAAAAGAAAAUCCUGCUUCAUGUAAUCCGAUUAUACGACCCUUCUCAUACUCGGCAGGUUGAGGGAAAUUAGCGCGUCUGCAAACUCUAGGCAUGAUAAUGCAAUGAAUAAACAAUAAAACAAAUCGAACCGAUACAGAAAAAUUACUGAAUAUUUAGUAAACAUGUUCAUAUUGCUCGGAUCCUGAUAUGACAAAAAAACAUUUUAUCGGCGUAUACUUCCAUGAUAGCGAAUAUUUUUAGUAGUUUUUAUAAAAUUCAAUUAAUAAUUCUGGGUGUUGCAUUUUAUAUGUCACUCAGUAUAUAAGUAUAAGCCCGCCAAAUCUUUAUUAUCACAUAUUUCACGCACUGUUGAAUCGAUUUUGAUGAAAUCUUAAACAAUAAUAAAGUUACCUAGGAGUUACUAGUUACUUAAGUCUAGUCAAGCGGUAAAAAUAUCCAGGGGCUGAUUCGAUUGUUUUAAAUUUUUUGCAUUUUCCAAAAUCAAUACCUUUUAAGCUGGAUAUUGAAGUGUUUGAAUUGAAAUAACGUAGUUUUGGGACCUCAAAAUUCCAGGGUUGGAGUCAGAUUCCUUUAUUUGUUUACAUUUUAUUAAGUCCUAUACGCUCUAUUUAUUAUCAUUUCAAUGAUAAAAGAUUACAAUAUGAUAUAAAUAGAAUAUAAUUUACAAUUACAGCAACACUUUUUUAGUGAGAUAAUUCUAUCAAGUGUUUCUGCUUCGAAGCGAUUUGGUAUCCAAUAUACAAAUGCACUGAAUUUGACUUUCCAGAUGAACUACAAUAAUCAGAAAAAUGUAGACAAACCUAAUGUACCCGUCCGAACUUAGCAUUUUUAGCAUAGUUACCCUUAACAUGCUUUCACCAAAAUCCUACAUCAGAUUAAGCUACAUAAUGCACACAUAGGUAAAUCACACAAGAAAAUGUCAAGGUCAGAUCUACAUGUAAUAUCUUUGUAAAAUUUUAAGUUAAUUUCAACAAAAUCUGGAACGUCAAAUUUAAUGAAUUUGCAUACUGAAUGCCGUUUCCCUUUUGAGUAGAGUAAACUCCUGUUGCUGUCACUUGAUAAAAUUAAAUAACUAAAAAGCCUAUCGAAAAAAAUAUAUAUAGCGUGCGUAAUAUUGCCCUUUAUUUAUAUCACCCAUUUAUUGUUCUUUCUUCUGCAAAAUAACAAUCAGUUACAGGGCUUUGCACUUAUUAAAUACAAACAAAUGAAAGAACUGCAUCUGGCCCUGGAAUUUUGAGCACUCAAAAUCUUCAGCUCAAUUCUAAGCACUAUUUUGUGAAAUUUUGAUGAAUUCGAGUUUAGUCUCCAUACUAUCUGUAAAUUUGGACAAGCACACAAAGGACCACAGGUAAUAUGCACUGGUAUUUCAUAUUCCAAGGGGUUUUUUGGUAAGUAACUGCAACUAACAGUUUUAAAAUAAUAGUCUUUACAAACGUCCAGUUUGAUGUGUCGGAACGAAGUGUCACUCACAUAACGUAUACAUGUACCUACGAUGAUAGAUCAAUCAAAAUACAUUCAUUGCACUACCUACCAUUUCGCUACGUCCAUUUUCUCACAAAACACACCUUCUACUGAGUGGAUAAAUGUAUGGACCUUGUAGUUUCGACAGCCAAAAGUAACUCAUAGAAAAAAUGCUCUUGCCAACACUAAAUCAUGGUUGUACCAAGAUGGAUGGAUGAGGCAGGAAAAAUAUAAACAGCGCCAUCGAUUUCUUUUAAAUAUCAACCUCAUAUUUUGAAUAAGAUAUUUAACACCUUUGGAUAUUUUUGUCAACACCUUUUUUGGAAAAAAAAACGGUUUGAGCAUAUCAAAGUUAGUAAGGUUUGACAUUACAAACCAUAUAAAGCCCUUCAAAGCAGUAAUAGUACCUCACUUCUACGAUUUGAUGAUAAUAAUCACUGGCAUAAAAAUUCACAAUGCUAUGUACUCCUUCUGAGGCCUUUGUUUAGGAGCUUUCCGUGCUUUAUUUCGAUAUAUUUCAUGCUCUACAAAUAGUGUCAGUGACUUUUAGAUCACCCUGUAGAAAAACGAAUUGUUAUACACAGUUGUGUUUUCAGGAAUCUUGCGAUUUCAUAAACAGCUCAGCAGCUAUAUUCAUACCAAUCAUUCAUCACUCUUCAUAUGAUUGCAAUUUUUCAUUUCACUCUAUCACAAUGAAUUGAUACAAUCACGAAGAGGCUUUCAAUGUGUUUACCAAAGCAAUGAUAAUGCAUCGCCUAGUGUCAUCUUUUGUAUUACAUCACAUGGAUCUCACUGGAAAUGAUUUCACUUAAUACAUAGAAAGUAAUUCUUUAAAAUCAAAUUGGUCAUAUUUUCAACAAACCCUUGAAAUGUUCCGACACUGACCCUGGGAGAGGUAUAGUAAAAACCAUAAAUCUCACGAGUCAGUUCUGCUAAGACUAAACAAAGGUUUCAGCCACACGGGUUCAGUAUCGGUAAAACAUCAUGGAAAGUUGGUCGAUACAACUUUAAAUUGAGAAUGUAUUCCCCAUGCUGCACCGCCUUGUUCUUUUUCAUAAUAAUCGCAAACAACAUAGAUAUCAAUCUUAAAUUGAAUAAAAACAGCAGUAAUUGUUGGAAAUAAUUAAUUUUGAUCUUAAUCUUAGGACCAUGAGAUAAAAAUGGAGAUAAAGCAUGGACAUAAGUUGAAUAAAAGUAAAACUGUAUGUGAAACAUGAAAGAAAUGCAAUUUUCAUUUAUAUAAGUUCUGAAGCAUCCACAUAUUGAUCCUUCGUAGAAAGUAUACCUAGUCUUUUUCACGAGUACCCAUUACGGUAAAAUGAUUAUCUAGUACUAUUUCAAAAUUCCCAAUAUUGGCAAAGGACACGUAAUUCUGACGGGUCUGGCAGUGCCUGGUAGACAGAGUCACAUUGUGUUUUGGUUUCUUGUAAAAAAGUAAUUUGCAUACAAAAAACAAAACGCAAACAAGUCUUACUAGAUUUACACUCGAUUCAUUGUCGCCAACGUUGCACACCUACACAAAAAUGUAACUUUCUGUUCACCUGUUCACCUCCAUAGACGUCAAAACAUGAUGGAUACUCCUGAAAUAGAGUUUAUAUACUCAUAACAACGCAAUAUUUUAAAAAUUCAAGAGAAGAGAAACAAAAAAUAUGUAUUCAACCGUCAAACAUGAAACAAAUAAUUUUUCCCAUAUAUACAAAGAACUAUAUAAGGUAUUGAUAAAAUUGCUUCAAGAGAAAGUUGUAGAUAAUGGUAAUGCCUUCAAAAUGUUAUAUGUGUAUCGGUCAAUUUCCAAAUACAUUAUUUAAGGAAAAGUGCACACCAGAAAACAACGAAGUAGAAACCACAAUUCAAAUGUUUUGUAGUGAACUCCACAUCUACAAAAAACAAAGUUAAUGGUCACUCUCUUCAAGAUGUCCAGCGCCGUAGCUGCUGGAACAGUUUAGUCAUUUGGGGUAUAAUUUUAAAGGUCUUUCCAUCAUCUAAAGCUUUUCUGUAUGCAACUCAAGUGAUUCUAAGUGUAUUGAUAUGCGUAUUUUUUUUCUAGACAGGAUGCAUUUCUAGGGAGUUAGUCUGACCUACAAUGCUGGAAACGUUGCUAAUGUUUUUUUUUUCGCUUAUACGCACCAAAUAACCUCCCGUACUUUGUAUGGGCACAAACUGGUUGUCAUUUAAACAUUUCUGCUGGUACAUCCUCGGAUGUUAGUUCCUUUUAGAGCGAUUAUGUAACUAUCAUAUAAUUUCUCAAAGAUGAAUCCGUUAAAAAAAAUAAAGUCAGAAAGUCCUUUUAUACCUUCAUUCCCUGUGUUUUAAUACAAAAAUUAUAUGUGAUACGCUGUUACAUUUACAGCUUAUGAGCAGAAAGUGUUUAAAGCUGUCGUUCUAUACCUGAUUUGUCAUUUCUAAACGAAACAUGACGUUGUAAAUAUAACUUUAAUAUACUGUUAUAGUUUCUUAGUUUAUAAGUAAAUUUAAGAAACUCCCUCUAUACAAGCACAUGUUUUAUUAUUUUUUUACCAUAAAAUGUGAUGAAUAUUGAAACUUUAUGGAUAAAUAAAUGAAAUUUUAUUUUA
Acanthoscelides obtectus is the source of this 6971-nucleotide messenger RNA. Lineage: Eukaryota; Metazoa; Arthropoda; Insecta; Coleoptera; Chrysomelidae. The record is from the annotation of a GenBank genome assembly.